Messenger RNA from Caenorhabditis remanei, 1095 nucleotides. RefSeq lists its product as uncharacterized. Bases 1 to 1095 code for a protein of 364 amino acids. Lineage: Eukaryota; Metazoa; Nematoda; Chromadorea; Rhabditida; Rhabditidae. The transcript is spliced from 9 exons. The record is from RefSeq and is a predicted model, not a curated record.
AUGUCGUGGUUUUUUCAAUCGAAAAUUGCAAAAUCCCACUUUUACGUGUGGUAUUUAGGAUCGAAAGAAGCGGAUGGAGUGAGAGGAAGUGCAGUUGUUCUACCAGUCAUGAGACAACUUUUGAAAGAAAGCUUCAAAAAAACGCCUAGCAAAGCAACUGUACAGAUAUCUUCAAAAGGCCUCAAACUUAUUCAAUCUGUUCCAGCAAUGUCCAGAAGUGGAAAAGUGAAAAUGCAAUUAGUCAAAUUUCAAAUAGCAGCUAACUGUAUCACUUACAGUAUCACCGGUAAACCUCCGUUCGAUGACGUCGUUGGUGUUGUUAUGUUGGUAUUGAAUCCAGAAAUGCAAUCUCCAAUGCAUGUUCACUGUUAUCGAUGUGAUAGUGCUGAGACUGCACAAAUAAUGUUGGCCAAUUUACAGCUUCUUCUCUCUCGACCUGAUGUUCAACGAUCUAUUAAUGAUUUGGAACAUCGAUUAUUUUUAUCCGGAUUACUGGUUCCACGAAACAAUAACAACAAUAGUGAAAGCUCUUUCAAUCCAAAUCGUCCGCAGAGAAGUUGCUCCCAAUCAAGGAGUGUAAGUAGAUCGACGGCUGGAUUUGAUGAGAGAUCAUCUCCUUUGGAAAAGGGAAAAAUAAGUAGAACAGAUGAUUUUGAUAUACCUCCUCGUCGACAAGCGCCCACAAUUUCAAGAAGAGUUGUCGAUGAAUUGAAAAAUAGAAUAAUUGGAGAAUCUCGAUUGAUGAAUUUAGGACGAAGUAGAGAGAGUUCACUGACACGAUACGAAUCUGAAAAACGAGCAUCACUUUCUGAAUUGCCAAUUGAAACGGAUUCUUCUCGGUAUAGAAUGUUUGGAGAUACAAUGCUCAGAGAUACGAAAAAUAAAUCGAGAAGUUUAGACGAUUUAGCCGCAGACCCGCUUGUUUCAACAAACCUUCGAGGCGGUGUUGCGCCACCUUCACCGCCCCGUCGAUUCCCUCGUUCCGAAUAUGUUGCUGACCCUUUUGGACACAAUUCAUACGAACGGACCAACACUUUAGAAGGGUUUUGGAAACAAAAAAUGCGCCGCUCCAGCAGUAUCAAACUCGAUUUUUAG